This is a messenger RNA of Lottia gigantea (owl limpet), 531 nucleotides long. RefSeq lists its product as hypothetical. The record is from RefSeq and is a predicted model, not a curated record. The annotation marks the transcript as partial. Gene Ontology annotation, molecular function: RNA binding. The transcript is spliced from 6 exons. NCBI's taxonomy places the organism in Eukaryota, Metazoa, Mollusca, Gastropoda, Lottiidae.
AAAGUAUUUGUUGGUGGGUUGAGCUGGAACACAAAUCAAGAAAUGAUUCACAACUAUUUUUCAACGUUUGGUGAAGUUAUUGACAGUGUGGUCAUGAAGAACCCUCAGACAGGGAAAUCGCGAGGAUUUGGGUUCGUGACCUUUGACAACCCGGCUGUGAGUGAGAUAGUUUUAAAUGAUCCUGGUCACAUGAUAGAUGGAAGAAAGGUUGAUUGUAAGGCAUGUAAUGCUCGUACUGCAGUUAAUAGAGGACAGAGAGGGGCUGGAGUUAGUAAAAUAUUCAUGGGUGGAAUUCCAGGAGAUGCCAAUGAAGAUACUCUGAGAGAUAUUUUUCUUAGAUAUGGACCAAUUGCUGAGAUCCACAUUAUGUAUGAUCAAGAUAAGAAACGGUCUAGAGGAUUUGGAUUUUUGACGUUUGAAAGUGAAGAUUCUGUAGAUAAAGUUUGUGCUGAGCAUUAUAUAGAAAUACAAGGAAAGAAGGUUAAAAAACACUUAAGUUUUUCCAUUAGUUUAUUUUUUUUACAAUUCUAG